Molecule: messenger RNA, 372 nt
Organism: Sphaeroforma arctica JP610
Lineage: Eukaryota; Ichthyosporea; Ichthyophonida
Exons: 1
Coding region: 1-372 (123 amino acids)
Source: RefSeq, a predicted model, not a curated record
AUGAGCGAUAAACAGUACCAGACAGCCAUCCAUCCAUGGAGAAGGACAAGUGUGUGCAGAGGAUUGUAUGCGACAGCGCGGUUUGAAUCUGAUACAUACGAUGCCAUACAAACAACAAAACGUGCACACAUGCACACGUGCGCGCGUACCUGUCCAAUAGUGAACUGUGAGAUGUCCCUUUUAUUCACCGCUAUCAGCUCGUCUCCGACCCUGAGUUUAGCCUACGCAGCAAGCAUGGAUGCAACAAGCAUGGAUGCAAUAAGCAUGGAUGCAACAAGCAUGGAUGCAAUAAGCAUGGAUGCAAUAAGCAUGGAUGCAACAAGUACGGAUGCAAUUUGCGACAGAGAUACAGUGCGCAGGGUUGAGAAAUAA